This is a messenger RNA of Diaporthe citri, 1266 nucleotides long. RefSeq lists its product as uncharacterized. Bases 1 to 1266 code for a protein of 421 amino acids. Lineage: Eukaryota; Fungi; Ascomycota; Sordariomycetes; Diaporthales; Diaporthaceae. Gene Ontology annotation, biological process: fatty acid metabolic process. The transcript has 2 exons. Gene Ontology annotation, cellular component: mitochondrion. The record is from RefSeq and is a predicted model, not a curated record. Gene Ontology annotation, molecular function: trans-2-enoyl-CoA reductase (NADPH) activity.
AUGGCCACGAUAAGACCGGCUCGUUGCCUGAACCUCACAUUCUUGCGCCCACGAGCCGCCGCCGCAUGCAAGAGCAGUUCCCGACCACUCGGCGCCGCCUCCGUCCGCCACAAAUCCGGCCCGUAUGGCUACACACAGGCUAAAGCGCUCGUCUUCUCUAAACCGGGCGAGCCCUCCGAUGUGCUGAGGCUACACAAUCACUCCAUCUCGCCGCAGAUCCCCUCCAACUCGGUCCUCGUCCGCACCCUCGCCGCGCCCGUGAACCCGGCCGAUGUGAACACCGUCCAGGGCACCUACGGCGCCAAGCCGUCCUACGACACAUCCAUCGGCACCUCCGAGCCGUCCUCCAUCCCCGGCAACGAGGGCUGCCUCGAGGUGCUGUCGGUAGGCUCGGGCGUGACGGGCCUGCAGAAGGGCGACUGGUGCAUCCCGGCCUCGACCGGCUUCGGCACGUGGCGCACCCACGCCCUCGUCGAGAACGCCGAAGCGUCGCUGCUCAAGGUCGACAAGAGCGGGCUCGACCCCAUCCAGGUGGCCACCGUGUCGGUGAACCCCUGCAGCGCCUACCGCAUGCUGCGCGACUACGUCGACCUUAUCGGCCAGUCCGUCCGGACCUUCCAGCGGGACUCCUCGGCCGCCGGCGGCGCGUGGUUCAUCCAGAACGGCGCCAAUAGCGGUGUCGGCCGCGCUGCCAUCCAGCUGGGCCGCCUGUGGGGCCUGCGCAGCAUCAACGUCAUCCGCGAGCGCGAGGACCAGACCGCCACCGAGCAGCUGCGCCGCGAGCUGCUCGACCUGGGCGCGACGGCAGUCGUCACAGAGGCCGAGUUCCUCGACAGGGGUUUCACGGCCCGCCUGCGGGACGAGUUCACCCGCGGCGGCAGGGACCCCGUCACCCUCGGCCUCAACUGCGUCGGCGGCAAGUCCGCCACCGCCAUGGCCAAGUGCCUCAGCGAGAGCGGCACCCUCGUCACCUACGGCGCCAUGUCCAAGCAGCCCGUCAUGCUGCCCACCGGCCUCCUCAUCUUCAGAGACCUGCGCUUCCAGGGCUUCUGGCUGAGCCGCUGGGCCAACGCCGACCGCGAAGGCAAGAAGAACACCGUCGACGAGAUACUGGGCCUGAUCAGGGAGGGCAAAUUCAGGGACGCACCUGUGCAGGAGGUUGAGUGGAACUGGCAAACCGAGGAGGCGACGCUUAGGGAGGCUGUCCAGGGCACGCUGCAGGGCUUCAGGGCCGGCAAGGGCGUUUUUGUGUUUGGCGACGCGUGA